This is a messenger RNA of Lutzomyia longipalpis, 942 nucleotides long. Its product is annotated as protein BCCIP homolog. The record is from RefSeq and is a predicted model, not a curated record. The coding region runs from base 99 to 926 and encodes 275 amino acids. The transcript has 2 exons. Gene Ontology annotation, cellular component: nucleus. NCBI's taxonomy places the organism in Eukaryota, Metazoa, Arthropoda, Insecta, Diptera, Psychodidae.
AUAAUCUGACAGUUUGUUUUAUAGGGUCCCCUACUCAAUUUCGCAAAGUGCGGAAAUUUCUUUGUUUUUAUCACUAAAUUAGUGAAAAUUGUGUAAAUAUGUUUGGAAAUAAAGUGCCGAAAGCCUCUGAGGAGAAGGAAGAGGAAUCCGAUGCCAGCAUGGAGGAUGUUUACACAGGAAAUGAAAAACUCCAGGUGGACUUUGAGGGUAGGAAUCCAAUUGAUAGUGACUUCGAUGGGAUCAAGCAGAUGCUCAGUCAACUCUUCCUCAAUGCCAAAGUCAAUACAAAUGAACUGACGGACAUGAUCAUUGCCCAGAACUACGUGGGCAGUGUGAUCUGGCAGAGUGAGGUGGAUGAUGACGAUGAGUCGGAUGUGGAGGACUCAGGAGGGAUUAUAUUCGGCAUCACGACAGUGCUGAAUCUCAGCAAAUGGCAGGAGAAGGAGUGCAUAAAACAAAUCCGGGAGUAUUUGCUGGAGAAAGCUGAGGGAUCUUCGGAGAGGCUGAAGGAGAUUUUCAACGACAGCGAGCACUCUGUGGGUUUCCUGGUCAAUGAACGCUUCAUCAAUAUCCCCCCACAGAUUUCCAUUCCCCUCCUUGAUAGCCUGCAGAAGGAGAUUAAUCGUGCUGUGGGGAAAAAGAUGCCCUUUGAGUUUGAGUACUUCCUCAUGGUCCUCAAGUACUACAAAGCCGACAGCAAGAAGAAGAGUAAAGUGGAGGAGAUGAGCUACUCAAAUCCCGAAGAGGAAGUCAUUGCCAAGGAUGCCAUUCUGUCUUUUGACUACUCCGUAGCUGAAGCUGACACAGGGCUAACGGGCAAUUGGCUGGAGGAUGAUGUUGCUCUCACACCCUACCGGAAAGUUAUUGUCUUUGAGGCGAAAAAACUCCCUGAAAUUGUUUGCAGGAUUAAGGAGUUUGUUGAAUAAAUUCAAAAAUUGAAAA